ACCCUACCACCCAUAUAUAUCAUUAUGUAUCCAAUACCCCUUUUACGCUGUGUGAUGAUAUCUUCAUUUCAUCUUAUACCAACUUUCUUCCUCCUUCUUAUCCCCACAUAAUUCUCCUUCUAACCCAAGAUUGAGGCAGGAUUUUAGGAGGAAAAAUAGUUGUUUGAACUAUACUAAUUACAUAUUUAUGGACUAAUGUCUGAAGACAUGAAUCUAUCUGUAAACGGCCAGUCUCAGGUCCCUCCAGGUUUUCGAUUCCACCCAACUGAAGAGGAGCUUCUUCACUACUAUUUGAGGAAGAAAGUGGCCUCUGAGAAGAUAGAUCUCGACGUUAUUCGUGACGUUGAUCUUAAUAAGCUCGAGCCAUGGGAUAUUCAAGAGCGAUGCAAAAUAGGAUCCACCCCACAAAAUGAUUGGUACUUCUUCAGUCACAAAGACAAGAAAUACCCAACAGGGACUAGGACCAACCGUGCCACUGCAGCUGGGUUCUGGAAGGCCACGGGUCGCGAUAAGGCCAUCUACAGCAGUUUUAGAAGGAUUGGGAUGAGGAAGACUCUCGUCUUCUACAAAGGACGAGCACCACAUGGACAAAAAUCGGAUUGGAUCAUGCAUGAAUAUAGACUAGAAGACAACAAUACUACUACCCACUACGCCAGUGCCUCUAACUUGAUAGGAGAGUCUGCGUCUGAAGACGGGUGGGUGGUUUGCCGUGUUUUCAAGAAGAAAAAUUACCAUAAGGUUCUAGAUAGUCCUCAAAGCUCAUCUACCUCUAUGGGUGUGACACAGAUGAUGAAUUCGGGUAAUAAAGAUGAUCAUGUACUAGAUCAGAUACUUGUGUACAUGGGAAGGCCUUGCAAAGAGGAAAAUGAAGCAAUAGGGAACAUCAACAUGAUAAAAAGCGACAAUAGUAUGCAAUUUCUGACCCCAAUUAUCACCACAGCCAUUGGCUAUGAGUUCCCGACCGGUAGAUUUGCCCAUCUGCCAAGGUUAGAGAGCACUCCAACAAUGCCAUCAAUUGAUGAGAUGAUCACAGAAAACAGUACUGAUCAUCAUCGUGGCACUACUUCUUACAAGACAAACAUGGUUGAUGGUCACCAAAAUGAUGGACUUACAGACUGGGCUGCGCUUGACCGCCUUGUGGCUUCACAGCUCAAUGGUCCUGUAGAGGGAUCCAAGAAAUUGUCUAGCUAUGGUGAGCCCAACGAUGAUUUCUCCUUUUCCAUUGAUGAUGAUGAUCUACAUGUACCUCAUUUAGGUUCUAAUAGACCAAACCAAGCUUCUCAAGCCUAUAGCAGCGAGAUUGAUUUGUGGAGCUUCACACGAUCAAUGUCUUCAUCCUCAUCUGACCCACUAGGCCACUUUUCCGUAUAACAGCUAGAAGUAAUCAAGCUAUCAUACAUAUAUACAUACAUAUAUAUAUAUAUAUGUUAUAGCUAGCAUUUCCUGAAGUCAAAUAACAUGUGAUUGAUAUACAUGAUGUUACAUAAAUAAAGGGAGUGAUAUCUUAGAUGGGUGGCAUUGUCAACAAGAUCAUAUCCUUACAUAAUAACGAUAUCUUCCAUUUCAUUAUUGUUAUGAUCUAGUAAUAUCUUUCUAUCUGUAAUCAUGUUCUGAGGGUUGAGAGAAAUCCUCAAAUGUACUGCGGUAGAAAAGCUUGACCAUGUUAGAUUAUAUAUAAUUAAACUAAGCUUUUCUGUAUAAUUUAAUAGAACUUUUGAUUGAUGCUGGAGAAAAUAGGGUUGCAUGUA
This is a messenger RNA of Cornus florida, 1748 nucleotides long. Its product is annotated as NAC domain-containing protein 43-like. Gene Ontology annotation, biological process: regulation of DNA-templated transcription. Bases 196 to 1371 code for a protein of 391 amino acids. The record is from RefSeq and is a predicted model, not a curated record. The transcript is spliced from 3 exons. Gene Ontology annotation, molecular function: DNA binding. NCBI's taxonomy places the organism in Eukaryota, Viridiplantae, Streptophyta, Magnoliopsida, Cornales, Cornaceae.